This is a messenger RNA of Xyrichtys novacula (pearly razorfish), 3882 nucleotides long. Lineage: Eukaryota; Metazoa; Chordata; Actinopteri; Labriformes; Labridae. The record is from the annotation of a GenBank genome assembly.
AUGGAGCGAUCUCGUGGUCUAAAGAACCCUUCAGUGGAAGAGAAGAGAUUGGAGCUGGAAAGCAAAAUGGCGCUGUUGGAGGCAGAGGAAAAGGUUCAUGAUGAGUGUCACAGACAGCGCAUGGAAGAGGUCCGAGCCAGAAUUCACAAGAUAGAGCAGGAAAAUGACUCCAUGAGCAAAAGGAUUGCUGAACUGAAGGACCCCACGAGACCAACCAGAGAGGCUCUUCUUGACAGACCCAAGGAGCUGAGGGCUUAUGGCCACUUGACACUGGACGAGGCCAUAGAUAAAGUUCAUGACAAGAAUCUGAGGCUGCAGAAACAGAUAAAUGCCCUCAAUGCCAAGAAGAAGACGGAGACAGAAAAAAUGAAACAGGAUGUUAGCCGGCCUGCUGCUGUUCGCCAAAAGGAAAAAAGUAGGCGGUCAGAGCUGGAGGAAAAAUUGGAGAAAAAACAGUUAGAGUGUGAGGAGCUCAGGAGGGUCUAUGCUGAAGAGAAACGGCUCACCCAACAGGUAAAGGAGAGCAAUCUGACAUGAUAAGGAUAACACUACCAAAAAGAUAAAUUAAGUUGUUUCUAAUCUUAUCUUUUCUAAUCUAGGCAAAGGAGAGUACUCUGACCUUGGAAAACCGGAUGAUAGAAAUGGAAAAGAAGGUCCAGAAGAAAAGGGAGGACGUGGAGGCCUUGAAGUCGGGCCUCAGCACCGCACAGCAUCUGAAAAAGCAGGAACUGGCUAAGCUGGACAAGAUGCAGAAACACUCCAAAGAGCAGGAGAGGUUGCAUGAAGAAAAAAUAGACAACCUAAAGAAAAAACUUCAGGAGCUCAAGGACCACAACCAAGAACUGGAGAGACAGCAUCUGAGAUCAGCUCAACAGAAAGCUGAAGAGGACAGCAAAGGCCCCAGCCCCAGGACAGCAGAUGAGGAGGAGGAGAUAGCCUUGAGGGAGACCUGUCUGAAGCUGAUGCGGGUCACUGGAGCUGCUCGUGUGACAGACUUAGCCAAGUGCUUUGCUGCACAAAAAGAAAGACUCCAACGUCUGGAGGAUGAGGUGAAAGAGAAGAUGAAGAUGCCACGGCAGCCGAUGAAGGAGGACCUUUUUCAGAAGUUACAGGACAUGAAAGUUAUCAGAGUGGCUGAGAAGGUCUCCAGUGACAAGAAGACUCAGGUGAAGGUCAGCAAGCAGCUAGUGCAGUCUGUACAGAGAGAGCCAAAGCUUGAAACUCUUUACCGUCUCAGGCUGGAGGGUCUCGCCGAUAGACUCAAACACAUCAAGCUACCUGAGGACAGAGCUGUGGAGGUGUCUCCAGACUCCGAAGACUACUUAUCAACACUGAAGACUGAGUGUGAUCUGAAGAUGCAGAUCCUGCGCCAGAGGUUUGAAGGAAAAGAUAUAGAUGCUAUCCAGAAGAGGAUGGAGGAGUCAAACUUCCUGGCCUACUUGGAGAAAGAAAAACAAGAGGCUAACCUCUCCGCGCUGCCACAAGAUGAAAGUCUGGAUGACUUUGAGGUCCUGGACGACAGUGCAGAGGAUGAUCCUGACAUCCUCACCCGAGAGCAGCUGAAGGCUCAGUCUCAGAAAAUUGUGGACUUCCACUCCAAGAGGAGACAGUGGCAGAAAAAGAAGGGCAAGUGAUGACAUAUCCUGCUGACUACACUACUCCAGAUAUGCAGAAAAUCAAAAUAAAAAUGUGUGCAGUUUGAGAUUUGAUUGAAGAGUGCUCAUUCUUUAAUGUAUUUUGAUCAAAAGUUCAAAGUUCACUGAAACCAAAAAUUGUUUUAUAUUACAGCAGUUAAAAAAAACCUUGAACUUUUACAUGAGUUUAAAAGGAUAUCCUUCACAAUGUCUCUAACUUUUCUUGUUAAAAGCACAAAGGUAAAAGUGCUCCUUAUUUAUUUUUGAGAAGAUUAAAAUGCAUUGAAAUUGGAUUAACUGUAUUUCCUCACUGCAGCAAAUCAACAGCAAUGUGUGAGUAAAAUCAUCUACUUGCUUAAUUUGCGCGAAUCUAGACGCGUGGAUGAAUAGCAUUUACUAGCUUUAGUCGCCCAUCAAAUUCCUUGGAUAAUGAUGCCGUGGACACGAGAAAUUUAAGUGAAGUAGAAAUGAACCACAUUGUGAAGAUUGCUUCUAUUUAUUUCUUGUGGGGAGGAGAGAGGAGGAGAGACACUCGCACUCAUUAAAUAAAUAUCUUUUUGCACUAUUUAUAGUUGAAGAGAUUCAACAAAAGGCACCAACCAUGGAUAAGUUAAAGGGUGCAGGGUCACAUAUUUAAGUACUGUACCCCAUCAACCCCUUAUCUGUUUUGCCUGCUUUUGUGGUGCUCCUGUUCUUUUCAUGUGAAAAAUGAAAAAAGUAAUUAUAAAAAAGAGAACUCAUACUCAAACUCAUAGAUUUGCUAACUUCUAACAUUUUAUUUUCUCUAAAUUUCAGGCCAACGCAAAAUGAGGAAUGGAGAUUCCUCUGAGUAUUCUGACUCACACGAUUCUUAUGAGGAUCGGAAGAGGAAGAAGAAGAGGAAGAAACUCAGUCUGAUGAUGGCUGGAAGAAGAGCAAAAAACCCUCAUCAUUUGGAAAGAGAGGUAACCCAUCAUCUGGAAAAAGAUGGCUCACAUUUCUAUUGCUUCUGAAACAACGGACCCACAAAGAGAACUGUUGUUUACAUUACACUUCAGCAAUAUUAUGCACCAUUUAUUUAUUUAUUUAUUUAUUUUAAAUGCCCCCAAAAUUUGGUAAAUGCACCCCAUUUUAUACAUUGAAGGCAAAAGUUUAACUUGUUUUAUUCAUUUUGAUUACAUCACAUUGAAACGAGAUGACCUGGUAGCUAUUGUUUUUUUGUUUUUGAUGUUAAGGUAACACUCUCCCAUCCACCCAAACACAAUCUUAUAUAGACUAUAUUUACCAGAGUCAAGGCUGGCCCUAUUACAAAACAGCUAUGUAGAGAGUAUCCACAGCUGUAUCAAUUUAACCGCUGAUUGAAGAAGAGUAGUACACUGCAGACACAAGAUGACUGGUUUAACCCUGAUCUUCAUGUCAUGUCAGGAUUAUAAAUAUAUUUGGAGUUAUUACACAGUGUUAAUCUAUAUUUUCUUUUUAUGAUCUGUUUUGUAGUUCUGAGCCCAGAGGACAUUGUCCACCGCUCCAAAGUAGUCCUAAAAGUCCUUAGGCGAAAUCACAGCAUGACCAACACCUGUGAAGAACUUGGAGUGGACAGGAAUACCACUGCAGGGAGUGCGGUCAUUGCAGAUGUCAUGAUAGCCAUAGACGGCGCAGACUUUGGGGAGCUGCCGCUCUUCAAAGAAGAACAGACUUUAGCACAAAAUUAUACAAGGCAUUUCUAGAUGCCAACAAACCCCUGCAGGAAAAAAACUGAAAGAAUGAGGAAGGCCACACAGCUGCUUCCUAUCAAAUAUAAAAUGCCAAAGUGAGGGGUCAAGGGGGAGGGAUGAAACUCUUAGGUGCAGUAAUUUCAUGUCAUUUAAAAAAAAAACUAUUACUUUAAUGUAUUACUGCACUGUCUUUUUGUUUUAUCUGGUGGGGAUUCAACUACAUUUCUUGUAUCCAAAAACCUUUUAGUGGGUAGUUGGACCCUGAUUUCUUUUCUCCAGAGGUCUUUUAGCUUUGCCCCUAGAGUUUAAAAUCGUUGAAUAACUGUUGACUGGCCACUCCCUGCCAUUUCCAGUAGUAUGUUGUCAGCCUUACUUGUUUUAUUUAGGCAUAGUAGUAGUAGGCAUUGUCAGUUUGCACAUUGGAUCAACAAAGUUUUAUUUUGUUAUUAUUAUUUCUGCUUCUUCUGAACCUGACACUUGUUUUGGAGUUAAAUUCCACAGAACUGCCCUUUGCACUUUUUCAUAACAUGUACUCCUUUUUUUGAAAUAUAAGUACA